AUCUGCAGGCUGGAUCUGGUGGAGGAUGCUGCGGCAGGUGAUACACAGAGGGCUCCAGUCGUUUUUCUACAAGCUGGGCUUAUUCGUGAGCAGGCAUCCGGUGUUUUUCCUCACUGUGCCCGCAGUCCUGACCAUCAUCUUCGGCUUCAGCCUGCUCAACCGCUUCCAGCCUGACACUGACCUGGAGAGCCUGGUAGCCCCCAGCCACAGCCUGGCCAAGAUCGAGAGGAGCUUAGCCAGCAGCCUGUUCUCCCUCGAUCAAUCCAAAAGCCAGCUGUAUUCGGACUUGCACACCCCGGGGAGGUAUGGCAGGGUGAUUCUCCUCUCCAAACCCGGAGGCAAUAUUUUGCAUCAGGCUGAUGUGAUCCUGCAGAUCCACCGAGCCGUGCUGGAAAUGAAGGUGAACUACAAAGGCUAUAAUUAUACUUUUUCCCAUCUGUGUGUGUUGAGAAAUCAGGAUAAGAAAUGCGUGCUGGAUGAUAUUAUUUCAGUGCUAGAGGAUCUGAGGCAGGCUGCCCUCUCCAAUAAGACAACAGCCAGGGUGCAAGUGAGCUAUCCCAACACUAAAUUAAAGGAUGGAAGGAGCAGUUUUAUUGGCCACCAGCUUGGAGGGGUCAUGGAAGUGCCCAACAGCAAGGACCAGAGAGUCAAAUCAGCCAGAGCCAUCCAAAUCACUUACUACCUCCAAACGUAUGGCUCUGUCACCCAGGACCUCAUUGGGGAGAAGUGGGAGAGUGAAUUCUGUAAACUGAUGCACAAGAUGCAGCUGGAUCACCAAGAUCUGCAGCUCUACUCGCUGGCGUCCUUCAGCCUCUGGAAGGACUUCCACCAGACCAGUCUCUUGGCCAGGGGCAAGAUUUUGGUGAGCCUGAUGCUGAUCCUCCUGACUGCUACCCUCUCGAGCUCCAUGAAGGACUGCCUGCGUAGCAAACCUUUCCUGGGACUCUUGGGAGUACUCACUAUCUGUAUUUCCAGUGUCACUGCGGCAGGGAUAUUUUUCAUUACUGAUGGAAAAUAUAAUUCUACUCUGUUGGGAAUCCCUUUCUUCGCUAUGGGUCAUGGAACCAAAGGAGUAUUCGAACUUCUUUCAGGAUGGCGUCGAACAAGAGAAAAUCUUCCAUUCAAGGACAGAGUAGCAGAUGCCUACUCAGAUGUCAUGGUGUCCUAUACAAUGACAAGCUCCUUGUAUUUCAUAGCCUUUGGCAUGGGUGCAAGCCCUUUCACUAACAUUGAAGCCGUAAAAGUCUUUUGCCAGAACAUGUGUGUCUCCAUCCUGUUGAACUACUUCUAUAUCUUCUCAUUCUUUGGCUCCUGCCUGGUCUUUGCUGGCCAGUUGGAGCAGAACCGUUACCACAGUAUCUUCUGCUGUAAAAUCCCUUCAGCAGAAUACCUGGACCGGAAGCCUGUGUGGUUCCAGACCAUGAUGAAUGAUGGCCAUCAACAUUCUUCUCAUCAUGAGACCAACCCAUACCAGCAUCACUUUAUCCAGCAUUUCCUCCGAGAGCAUUACAAUGAGUGGAUUACCAACAUCUAUGUCAAGCCUUUUGUGGUGAUACUGUAUCUCAUCUAUGCCUCUUUCUCCUUCAUGGGGUGCUUACAGAUUAAUGAUGGAGCCAACAUUAUUAACCUUCUUGCCAGUGAGUCUCCAAGCGUCUCCUAUGCCCUCAUUCAGCAAAAGUACUUCAGCAACUACAGCCCGGUGAUAGGAUUCUAUAUUUACGAACCUCUGGAGUACUGGAAUGGCACUGUGCAAGAAGACCUAAAAACACUGAGCCAAGGGUUCAACACAGUGUCCUGGAUCGAACAGUAUUACCAGUUCCUUCGAGUGGGUAACAUCAGUGCAACUAACAAAAGUGACUUUAUCAGUAUCCUCCAGAGCAACUUUUUAAAAAAGCCAGAAUUCCAGCACUUCAAAAAUGACAUCAUAUUCUCUAAAGCUGGAGAUGAGAAUAACAUAAUAGCUUCUCGUUUGUACCUGGUGGCCAGGACGAGUGAAAACACACAGAGGGAGGCAGUGGAAUUACUGGAGAAACUGAGACCGCUCUCUCUUAUACAGAGCAUCAAGUUCAUAGUGUUCAAUCCUACCUUUGUUUUCAUGGACCACUAUGGUUUAUCAGUAACUAUGCCUGUCCUGAUUUCUGGUUUUGGCAUCCUGUUGGUGUUAAUACUGACCUUUUUCCUGGUUAUCCAUCCUCUGGGAAAUUUCUGGUUGAUUCUCAGCGUCACCUCAAUAGAGCUGGGCGUCCUUGGCUUGAUGACCUUAUGGAAUGUAGACAUGGAUUGCAUUUCUAUACUGUGCCUUAUCUACACCUUGAAUUUUGCCAUAGAUCACUGUGCACCCCUGCUUUAUACAUUUGUACUAGCUACUGAGCACACCCGAACUCAAUGUAUAAAGAACUCCCUCCAAGAGCAUGGGACAGCCAUUUUGCAGAACGUUUCUUCUUUUCUUAUUGGGUUGGUCCCCCUUCUCUUUGUGCCUUCAAACUUGACCUUCACACUGUUCAAAUGCUUGCUGCUUGCCGGCAGUUGCACACUUCUGCACUGUUUUGUUAUUUUGCCCGUCUUUCUAACCUUUUUCCCACCUUCCAAAAAGCACCACAAAAAAAAGAAACGAGCCAAAAGGAAGGAACGAGAAGAGAUUGAAUGCAUAGAGAUUCAGGAGAAUCCUGAUCACGUGACAGCAGUCUGAAAGGCUCAGAAAAAAUGAUAAUAUUUUCUCUUUUUAAAAAAGCGUUGCACAGAGAUGCAGGGAAAAUAGAGCAAAGAUCUCAGCUGCUUGUGCUGGCCAGGUCUGACAAGGCAAAGGAAGAUCAAGAAGGGGUAUUCAUGAUACAUCAAGGUGCAAACUUUUUUAACAAAAAUAAUGAAAGUGAAAACAACCACAGAUAUUUCCUUUGAAUUCUCAUUCUGCACCAGGGAAGAGUUUAUUGGCCAUUAAAAGUUUUUGAAUAUCAAACUGUAGCUCUAAUGGGAAUUACUUGAUCUGUCAUAUUUAAGACUGAAGCAAAGGUGGAAAAAAAUGUUACCAUUAAGUAAACAGUAGGGGAAAAAGAGAAUACUUUGAUAAAAUUGCCCAGAGCAAAACAGAACAGAACAAAACAAAGCAAAACAAAAAGCAUUUCAAGUGAGAAAAGGGAACAAAACUAAAAAUGCCAUGGUAUUUUUCCUUGUUUUCUUGAGCAAGUCGUUUAAGAUAAAACCUAUGCACUUGGGAAGUAGGUGUUUAAAUCAGCCUAAGCCAAAGUACUUCCCAAUUUCAGUAUACCGUGUAUAUCUAUUACACCACAGUUACAGUUAAUGGGAAUUUAGAUGGCAAAGCUGUACUGCCAGGGGAGAGACAUCUGGUUCCUAUAGGAGAAGAAACUGCAAUAGGUCAUUUGGAAAUGUAAUGUUUGGUUUCUUUAAAAGUGACAGAUGACAUUAAUCCCAAGAGGCCACAGCUGGUAGUUUUCUCCAUACCUACACUUUGGUAUUUCUGAGUUGCAAAAUUCCCCUUGAAUUAACAGAUGCCACGAAACCAACCCAGGCCAUUUCCACUGCAGCAGUGCUUGCGGUUCCUGCAGUGUAACACUUCUGAAUCCUCAUUUAUCAGUGUUGACGUGAAAUACUGAAUAUUAAUCAAGCUGGUGCUUUAAAUGUAAUGAUGGAUUGCAUAUCACAGACAUAAUGUGAUUGUGUGACAGCUGAGUCAGCUCUGGAGCACCCGCACAGUACUAUUAUUAUGUAUUUGGUCCAACAGACAAAGGGGUAUGUUUGAUGACCCCUGCAAUAUGCUGCAGGAAGUGGGAUUUUCCCCUUCUUUAAGCAAAAUGUCAGUCAAAUAUUUGCUACAUUAAAUCAACAAAUAACAAUGAUUACGAAAAACCUUAGGGUUUGCACGGGACUGAAGAAACUCCCAGAUGUAAAAAUGCAGAUCAGUCCCCCAAGGGAAGGGGAGGGGAGGGAGGAAUGUCUAUUAUUAUUCCUAAAUAUUUGAGUGCUGAUUGUCUGCAAUACAAAUCUUUGUUCUGGCAGUAGAAAUCUCACAAAAGAAUGUGGUAAAUCCACAGUUACUACAUGAUGAUGGAAACUGUACUGUGAAGAACUAUGAAUGACUUUCUCUGCUUUGUAAACUACACAUUUUAGUAACCCAAGAGAAGGGAUGAAAACUAAUCUAGCCAUUUCAGUUUGCUCUUGGCCCAGUCCUCCACUGGAGCUUGCCAUGCCCAUCUUCCCUUACAGUAUUUUAAAAGGGCUUGCUUUCUACUCUCUGGAAUAUGGUACAGCAUCACCUACAUGAGCAACGUCUUCCUAAAUAUAUAGUAUCCGUGAGGACACUAUGUAAAGAUAUCACCAUGUGGAGUGUUUAUGUCUACUUUGUAUUACCUGUGGGUACAUUUAAAGAUGUCUGGAAGCUAUUUGCCUUCCACAGUGUGUAUAAAUGUUUGUUUCAUGGUGGUCCACUGAGUCUGCAGAGUUUGCUGAUGAGGGUUUGUACAUAUAUUUCACUAAAAAGCUCUCUGCAAGUUGAUUCUUUGUUCUGUCACAUCUCCCACCUCUUUCUACGUUUUCAUGGUUGGGGAGAGCCAGAGGAAAUUCACCUGCAGCACAAAAAGCCAUUGCAGAUCUAAUGCUCAUCAGCUGUUUCUGUUUUUAAGAUAUGCAGUUUUUCCUCUUCUCUGUCCUUUCUGUAUUUUGCCAUUACCAUUUGCCAAAAAAAAAAAAAAAAAAAAAAAAAAAAAGACCUCUGUGUUAUAAGAGUGGUCAAAGUUCUUGAUUGCUAAAGGGACCUUUUGUGUGCAACAAGUUUUAGAGAAAGGUGCAUUUUCUAGACAGGCAAAGCUUCCAAAGUCUGAAUCCAGAUCUAAACUUCAGGUGUAUCUAGAUCAAGGUUAUUGGUUUGACCCAAGAUAUUGAAAGAGUCAGCUGCAAAACUAAGAUCUAGAUAGUUCAAUAAGAUUCAGGAGCGGGGGAUGUUUUAAUGUUGAGAUAUGGCUCAUAUGUGUCCCUUUUUGGGAAGUAUCUACUGACUUUGAUCUGCAUCUCAAAGACAUUGUGCAAUAUCCAUCCUUUUUAGGUUCUGAAUGUCAAGUUUUCCGUAGCUCUUCUAAGGUUUCCUCCACUAUCCAUACAAAACCCUGACAACUGUAGCACAGCUGUGAGCCCUGGGUAUCACUUCUUGAGAUGUCCUUUUUCCCACCUGCCCCGUGCAUCACAAUGGCCUUCUCUGGUACCACACAGAUGUAUCCCGAGGAUCUCUGUCAUGUAUCGUACUGAAGGAAGUAGCAUUUUCCAAAGCCAUCAAAGCAGGGAUUCAUCUCAUCUAACUUUGGGUGUUGACAAUGAAGAUAUUAUUAUCUGAGCUUCUUUUGUGGUCAUAAUAGACAGACAGGCAGCUCUGACCCAUUUUACAGCUGUGCGUGAAUCACACCUCUAAAAUGCCUGUUUCUACGCACUGGUGAUAAAGGAAGCUCAGGGUGUUUCGUUCAGGCACAUCAGCAAUGCCAGCUCAUCCAAGUUUGAUGAGAUUAACCCCACUUAAAGUGUUCAAAUACCAAGUGAAAGAGAACAGAAAAAGGCCUUAGAGUCUUGCCUCCCAAGCGUCUCUUAGGGAUAAUUCCCUGGUGUAACUCAGCUCAAAGUCUGCGAUUGGAUAUGAGGCCUUUCUGCAGAACAGAGCUUAUAAAUUUGCUGCUGGAAUUCCCCUGGCAGAGAUUGGUGAGCCAAGGAAUCAGACGUCAAUGCUGAGCGUGUGCUCACACAUGGUGGUCUCAAUAUCGUGCAUGUGCAGUAGCACUUGUAUACAGCAGACACAAAAUAUGCAGGUUACACUCUUUAAAAAGGAGUUUUUGAUUUGGAAGGUAAUGCAGGAAUGGUGCACAAAACAAACCAGACCCUUCACUGAUGUCAUUUUGUUACUUUAUUAAUCAGUCCUUUUGCAGGAAAGAACACUGCCGCUGCUACUUCUGCAGAUGUAUCAGUCUCUAUGGACCCAGAAAAACUUCUCAAGUGAAAAAAGAGACCAUUUUCUUCUGUAAUUCAGCCAUAUGGGAACAAUUUUGGGGCAGAGAGACCAUACUUACUAAUGUCUUCUCAUCCUUUUUAUUUUUCUCUCAAUGUUUUUGAAUAAUUUCUACCAUCUUCUGCACCCACAUAGCACCUGUUCAGCUGAACUGGAGCUACAUAAGCAACUGUGAAGACAGGACAUAGUGCACAUACCCAGACAGGUUGACACUCUGAUCCAAGCUAGGUACUGAAUCUUCAUUAUAAACUUACCAGUUACAGUUGGUCCCCUGGGAUAUUGCACGUAUUCCAUUAAUGUCUGUUUCUAGACAUAGUCUACAUAAGCUGGUAAGGACCCUGCGUGCAUUUUCCUACUUGGUUUUAUUUCAUUCCCUUGAUAUUGUCUAAAUUCACUGUUGAGACAACUGUUGAAGUCAACAGAUUUAUUGCCGCGAUAUAUUUGGCUUUGCAUGCUUUCUAGCCAGUAAGAACUGAAACCACAACAAAUGGACCUCUUCAUUGUUGAUAUGCUUGUUGAAUAUAUCUGCCUAUACUAUACAGCCGUUGUUGCAUGCUGCUUUCAGGAAGCUGAAGUGGAGGUGUCCUGUGUAAUUUUUUCCAUUACACUUUUCCAUGCCGGUAUUUCUAGCUGUAACUAAUUUAUUCCUCUGUCUUUUUUGGUAAGAAUUAGGGCUUCACCUCCUCAGUCCAAGACUUGAAGUUUCAUAAAUUUAUUGCCUAACAAAGCAACAUAUUUUUAUGAUCAGGAUAGGUAUAGAUGCAUGGCACCUUGCAUGUAUAAUUUAAAGAGAUUGUCUUCUAGGCUGUCAUUCUCAGCUUUUCAUUGCAGAAGAUCCCUAAGCAGGAUGGAUGUAACUUGCCAUGCUAAUAUCUUUCUGAGCUAACUUAAGCAACUUUAGGUUUGAAUUUUUCUGCAGUGAGAUGGAAGGAUUGGGGGGAAAGAAGAAAUACGAAGUAAAAUAAUUGUACAAUCAGUGUUCCCUUUUUUCUCAUAAGGCUCUCACUGUUCUGCUCUUAAUUAAGUCACACUGAGUAGUGACUCUAGCUUAAUUAAGAUUUAUUUCAAUAGAGUUAUUCCAUAUUUCACUAUGACAAGAGCUUGGCUUUUUGUCUUUAUGGAAGCACCAUGCUAAGUCUCCUUGAUUAAUUUUUUUGUAAUUAUAAACUUUAAUAAGCUCUUUUUCAUUUCAACACUGGGUUUUUGAGUACCUCAUUUGAUGUCCUAGGAAACACUAAGAGGAAGCAAAGUUAAGCAAUUAGCAAACAAGUGAUGUGUUGGUGUUAGGGAGAAAGGACACUUCAUGAAGGGGCAGCAGAUUCUCCACAAAGGCUCCAAAUACGGAAUGAUGUUAGGGCUGUCUCAGAGGUAUGUUCUGUGAUGGAAAUCUCCAGAUUAAAGUGAAAUGGAAACUAAGUGGAGCAAGUUGUGUGGAGGAUGAAGGAAUCAAGCAAUAGUCAAGACCUUGAUUCUUGGUCCAUACCAUCUUACUCAAGCAAGGAGGCAUUUGAACAGGAGCAGAGACUGAAUAUGGAAAGAAGUUCAUCCAUCACCCGGAAUGCUUCUCUGCACCAUAGUCUUACAUGAAAGAACAUCACAGACCAAACAAGUGAAUACUGCCCACCUCAGCAUGGGUCCCUCCAUAAUCUGUUUCCCACUCGGAGCAACGAAGGGAUCCCAACUUGGGUUUCACACACGUGUGGAAAGGAAAUUCAGAGUAUCAGUGGUGUUCUGUGAGAGAUCCCCACUUCUCAUUCCAUAGCCCCACACAUCAUCCCAACUGCCUGGCACUGGAGAGGUGCAACUUCUGACCAUGUUAGUUAGGUAGAAGUAAGAUUUUGGUAAGAUUUUCCUCUUAAUCCACAAGGCUUUCUUCUUUCUACCUCCUUCACUGCUUAAAAACAAAGGAUACACUGUGGUACAUGGAUGUUCAUCUAUAGCAGCGAAUAAUGUUGCUGCUUAACAGCGGGUUGAUGCGGGUUGUGGGUUUUCAGACUAACCAUGCAGAUCCGAUCUCCUUGCCCAGACCAGAAGUCAAAAUCCUGCUGAAAACAAGGAAGUAUGAAGCAGUUUUGAACUCCAUCUUUCUUUGCUUUCUCUGUCUCCUCUUGGCCAUACCAACAUGCUCACACUAUUCUCAUUUUCUUCGUGCUUCCUCAUUAAAGAAAGUAAAGUUUCUCCUUCUCACUCCCUCAGGCUAUCUUCCCUUUGCAGCUCAACUUAUUUUGUACUUUAAUCAUCUGUGUACACUCUUAACCUUUUCAAAAUUUUUUUUUUUAUUUUUUUUUUAAACUCUGAGCGUGAAACCCUGUUGAAAUAACUGGAGGAUGCUUGGAUGCAUCAAAGCACCGGGUCUGGUACAGAGCUAGUUAAUUGAUAACAGUAUCCAAAUAGCUCAAAACAUUCUUCAAACAGAAUAUUGUCUGUCAGAAAGCUCAGAAAAUAAUUAAGCUUAAUUUUUCAUUUUUCUGAAUUUUUUAUCUCAUAAGCUUCUACUCUUUGUAUUCUUUUUACUGUAGGCAUUUUUUUUUCAGCACUCCUUUAUCUUAAAAGGCCUAGCUUUACUUUGGUUCUGUCUCAGAAACAGAACUAAAUGGAUAUUUGUUCAUGCCCUGAAAAAGAAAAAACUGUCCCUGCUAGGAGCAUUUUGUGCCAAGUUUCUGUUCAGAGCACAUUUUCCAGGCUGAAUUAUACAAGGCUCUGGAAGCAAGUCUUUCUAGUGGAAAUGCUGAUACAGCCAUACUAGAAAAAAUUAAUGGUACUUCAACAGUAUACUGCUUAACUUCAGCCCCACUGCAUCCGCCUGCUGGGUACUGCAGGCAGUGCUUCUAACACAGAUUGAUAACAGUGUCACCAUUACCUGCAACACCAGCACUUUGGCUGUACCAGCUGCACGGUUCUCCUCAGCACACAUCCGAUUCUGCCCCACUUAUGUACUAAAAUCCUGAAGGCAUGAGCACAGCUUCUGCUGGAGAAGGAUAUAUUCAAGGAGAAGGCAGUGUGGCAGCCCCUUGCUGCAGGCCUGCUUCCCAGCUCGGGCUCUGGCACCUCCCGGCUGCAUGUGGGAUAUUGCACUGGGUUCCUUGGGGAAGGACCAAGAGCAUCAUUUUUUGUGUCAAUAAGAUACUUGAGAACAGAUCAUGAAAUAAUUUCAAUUCAGUCAUGGAUAUAAUUUCUUUACAUGACAAUUUGAAUAAGAAUGUUAAGCGUAUAAAGAGUAUAAGUUUCCAUGAGUAGAGAUAUCUUGGCCCAGAUAUAUAAAACCUUUAUACGUUUCUAUUGCAGUUCUGACGUGAUGCAUCUUUGAUCUUAUUUCCUUCCAUCAGUAAGGACUGGACUUUGCACACUUAUUGUACUGAAGACAAACCCACACCUACUCCAGGUCCUGUCUGCCAGAAGCAGCCUUUCUCUAGGGGACACCCUGCUGGCUUCAGCUCUGUGCCACAGGAACUGCUGCUUCUGGCAGCAUAGAAGUUGGCAUGUUCCUAUUCAGAGAUGUGUAUGCACAGAUAUCAUAGAAUCAUGGAAUCACAGAAUGGCCUGGGUUGAAAAGGCCCACAAUGCUCAUUGAGUUCCAACCCCCUGCUAUGUGCAGGGUCGCCAACCAGCAGACCAGGCUGCCCAGAGCCACAUCCAGCCUGGCCUUGAAUGCCUGCAGGGAUGGGGCAUCCACAGCCUCCUUGGGCAACCUGUUCAGUGCGUCACCACCCUCUGAGUCCUGGGUGUGAGGGAGGAACAGAAGCCCAGAAGUUAAGGCUCAGUCCCUUAACUGAGGCAAUUGCCUUGAGAGGUGAUUCCAGGCUAUGGCAUGACACAGGAAUUCACCUUCAAGCCCAUCCAGUCUCCAGGGAAGUCUGACCUGGAAAGCUGUCUCUUUUCCCUGGCAGUUCCCAAGUAUUCUCUGGGUGCUGCCAUGUCCCACAGCCCACUCCCACCAGACUGUUUGCAGUUACCUAUUUUUCAGAUCAUAGGACAGUCCACCAGCACUGACACUGGCAGAUACUGACAUGCCAGCCUCCACCGGGGUCUGAGAGCACUCCCUGCCAAUGCUUGAUGUGAUAGCAAAGCUAUAGCUUUAGAGCAGGAUGCUGCCUAUACAGUAUUGGAGUUUUACUUCUGGAGAUCUUAAUCUGGCAUAGUACUCAGAUAAAUGGCUUCGUUUAAUCAAAUUCUUAAGUCUCAUGGACUGGGUCAUCUUUGGAGUUCAGCAUGUGUUUAAGUACCGAGCUAAAUAAGGAUGCUCCUAUCUCUGCUUCAAUUUAAAUAUGAGCCAAGUAGAAAAAGAGACCUUAAAAGAAAAGGCCUUUCUUCCAUAGCAUACUAAAUCCUACAAUUAGGGUAGCAGUUUCACAAUAUAUAGGAAGACUAUGCCAAGAACAUAUAUUUUUCAGGGUUUCGGUUUCCCUGAUGUGAGACAUCUCAGGGACAUUUUAGUGAUUUGUUACAGUCAUAAAAGACAGGCAAGAACAAAGCCUUGCUGAGCACUUUCCUUGGAAAAAUAACAAGAAGAUAUUUGACUCAGAAUGAGAAUACAGUACUUUAUGAUGUUAAAGCUCAUUUUUAAGAGAAAAAAAAAUGAAACUUUCAUUUAAUGUCAUUCAUUAUUUCUUUCAAGUGAUAUUCUUGAGAAGUGCUGGAUGAGCCUCUAUUACAGAUCAGAGAGGAACUGCUUGAUGAAGUUGAAGCCAGCUUUGCCACUAAAAAGAAAAACUGGCUUUGUGCCCAGUGUAGGACUUGUCAUGGCAUCAUCUGUUGCUUUUUAAUUCAACUAAAUGUUAAUGGUGACAUGAAUGGAACAGAAGCAGAGAGUAAUACCAUACAAGUCCUUGGGCUGCAUAGGGUGAGGGACACCUGUGUACAUCUGGAAGAGAGACUAGGUCUCCAUUCCUGCAAAAACAGAUGCUACUGUCAAGCCAGGAACAUUGGGAAUAGCCCCUCUGGCUUCAGUAAAGUCAUCAGGGUCUAGGAAGAUAUUUAUAUAAGCCUUUUACAGGCUGAGGACAGAGAUAAGCAGAUAUUCUCAUCUUAAAAGGGUAUUUCUUCCACCUCAAAUGGUUCAGUGUAACUACGUUGUUUCUUAAGAAAUAAAAAGCUUUUAAAAAACUGUGUCCUAAGAUAUCAAGCUCAGUAGUGACACAGGCACCAUAAAUGUACAAGAGUCCAAUGACAAAUGGUAUCUUUUCAGGAAAUGGGUCUUUCCCUGAGAUGUCUGCAGCCAACCUGUUAGGGAAGGGUCCAACCACACCAAAGGGAAAUAGUGGAGUACAUCCAUCCUAGCUCAGACAAACUCAGAACAGACAGCAAAUCCUCCCCUCCUGGCUGUUAGGGCCAGAAGUGGGCACUGCAGGGCUCCUUUAGCAGGAGGCCAUGUGGACGUCCAGCAGCAGCUCAGGUGAGCAGCCCAGGGUGGGUGGUGGAUAUCUGUGCGGAACGCAUCUGUUAUGGUGCCAGGUUCAUCCCUGUGUUCAUAGCAACUGCAGUGAAGAUGCUGACAAAGCCUUCUCAGACGAUGGGUAACAAUCAGUUGGAGUGUUGGCUGUGCCUGGGGAAGGGCUUCUUUACCAGGUGGUGGGGGCUCUGGGAUGGGAGCUGGAUGGACAGAACAUGGCAAGUCAGUGGUUGUGAGCUGCGGGGCAGAUGAAGGGCAUUUCUUCCAAACGUUAUUUAUGUCCAUUUACACUCUAAUUAAAUGUAAUGUUUGUUCUUUCUUUAAGCCCAUGGUGAUCUGCUUUUCUAUCUCCGUUUAAGUUGUAGAGUUUGCUUAACCUUUCCUUGUAUGAAUUUGGCAUUAGGUGUUUAAUUACUGAAAUUUCUCAGGUGUGGGCAACUUUACUAUGCUACGAAUAAACACCGUGAGUCAAUAUUGUUUUUUCCUCCCUCAUAGAGCUCCCUUGUUGCUGAAAACUGUUAAUAUUUUUCAAGAUUAUACCAUGAGCAUAUUUGUAUAACAGACUUUUACUGAGCUUGAUACUCUAUACCAAAUACUUAUGUCUUUGAAAGACUGAAUUCUUCAAUAAAAUAUAUUCCUCUUUAA
Gallus gallus (chicken) is the source of this 12035-nucleotide messenger RNA. RefSeq names its product patched domain containing 4 (gene PTCHD4). Gene Ontology annotation, cellular component: membrane. The transcript has 3 exons. The record is from RefSeq and is marked validated. The coding region runs from base 26 to 2689 and encodes 887 amino acids. NCBI's taxonomy places the organism in Eukaryota, Metazoa, Chordata, Aves, Galliformes, Phasianidae.